Messenger RNA from Spirometra erinaceieuropaei, 264 nucleotides. The record is from the annotation of a GenBank genome assembly. NCBI's taxonomy places the organism in Eukaryota, Metazoa, Platyhelminthes, Cestoda, Diphyllobothriidea, Diphyllobothriidae.
AUGAGGACAGAGGACGGCGCUAGUAGCUCGGCAACUGAGCGCUAUAAGCUCGACAUCGCUACAGUCGGCGGGACCCGGUUCUCCGAACAAGGACAAGUGGAGGAGGUGGGUGCCGGAUACACCUUAGCCUGGAGCGGUCGCCCCAAGGCAGUGCGACAGGACGCGAGCGUCGCCUUUGCCAUCCAGAACGACAUCGUUGGACGACAGUCCUGUCUGCAACAGGGCAUCAAAGAUCGUCUGGUGAGCCUCAGCCUGCCCCUCUAG